Molecule: messenger RNA, 1347 nt
Organism: Loa loa (African eye worm)
Lineage: Eukaryota; Metazoa; Nematoda; Chromadorea; Rhabditida; Onchocercidae
Exons: 10
Coding region: 1-1347 (448 amino acids)
Molecular function (GO): protein binding
Source: RefSeq, a predicted model, not a curated record
AUGGAAUUGGAAGAUUCGGACAAAUCAUUACUAGCAGCACUGUCGGUAAAAACCUGUACGGAAGAAUUUAUUGAUUUUGUACCUUUACCAGCUACCGAUUACAAAAUUAAGUUCUCAGUAUCAGUUGCUGGUAUCGGUCUUAUUCCUGGACAAUUUACUACCAAUGGUGCACUUCGGUUUCAUUUACCAGCUGUUUAUAUUGUUAUAUCUAAACAGGUUGGACAGGAUGGAACGAUAAGUGUAAAUAUAAAAGGUGAAGCAAAAUUUUCAAAUCUUGAAUGGAAAUACAUAAUGCAAAUACGAUUCCGAGUUGGGAUAGCUGAAUCAGAUACGGAUCGUGUUGUGGAUGGUGAUUUAUUUGAGCUUGGAAAACGACUUCCACCAAUUGUAAUUCGAAUUGGUGAUGAAAGUAUUCGACGAGUACGUAUUGAAAUGAAAUUUGUCGAAACGCUGCAUAAUUUCUUGCCAAAAUUCGAGUAUGGUGAUAUUACAUUAAAAUUCAAAAAUGAAACAUUACAAGUAUAUAAAUCAUUGCUCAGUUUGCAUUCCAAUUAUAUGGCUGAAAAGUUAAAGUAUGCGGAAGAAGGUGAUUUGGUUGAUAUGGGUGACACUGAUGUAGAUGAUUUCAAAGAACUCUUAUAUCAGAUUUAUCCAACCAAACGACCAGUAUGGGCUAAUUUAAAAGGUUUAACUCGUGCAGCAGUUGGUUUUCGAGCAGAUGGUAUUAUCGAUCGAAUUACUUCCUACAUUGUAAAUUAUGAAUCUAUGUAUAUGGAGCAAAAGAUAACGGAAGCAAUCAAACUUGAAUUACCAAGUGUUAUCGAAGAGUUAGUAUAUAAAGCAGAACAAGACGGUUAUUGGAUGGAUAUUAUCCGUAAUGGAUUAAAUCCGGAAUUAGAAUACGGUGAUACCAUAUAUAAUUGUAUUAUUUUACCUGCAAUUGCUAAGGCUAAAUCAUUACCAUUGGGAACACCAGUACGAGGUCAAUUCUUCAAAGAGAUCAAUUUUCGUAAUCCACCCAAAAAUGAUGAUGAUAAUGAUACGGUUGUCUUAAUCAUUAAUGGUACUAAACUAUAUGUAAACAAAGGUAUUAUGAAGGUAAACAAUGAUACAGUAUUUGGUCGAAGUAAUAGAGGUGAAAUGAUAGCGCAAAUUAGUUAUGAUUUAGCUGUAGAAUGCGCAAAAAUAAAUAAAACUCCGUUAUAUAUUGUUGAAGCUCUUCUACAGCACAUUUAUCCUCAAAAUAAACCUAUCGAAAGCAUUUUGCUACGACCAUUACUUAUAUUUUGUAGCGCUUAUCGCAUGGAGAACGCUAUAGGCUCAAUCGAAAAUGUUGGUAUAAUAUGA